This is a messenger RNA of Conger conger (European conger), 939 nucleotides long. Its product is annotated as granzyme B-like. Bases 1 to 939 code for a protein of 312 amino acids. NCBI's taxonomy places the organism in Eukaryota, Metazoa, Chordata, Actinopteri, Anguilliformes, Congridae. Gene Ontology annotation, biological process: proteolysis. Gene Ontology annotation, molecular function: serine-type endopeptidase activity. The record is from RefSeq and is a predicted model, not a curated record. The transcript is spliced from 6 exons.
AUGAUGCUGGAGAAGGAGCACCAGGGGAACGCCACUCUGCCCACCGAUGACCAAGGAAGAAAACAACAACUGAGCACUUGUGUUUCCUCUGAUCAUUCAGCUUCUGUUGGUGUGGAGAUCAUCAAUGGGAAAAAGGCUCAGAAGGGCUCCUUUGAUUACAUGGCUUCUGUGCAGAAAGACGGGAAGCAUAAAUGUGGAGGAUUCCUGAUAUCUCCUGAUUUUGUGCUCACUGCAGCACAUUGUGACAACGGGAAAAACAUGAAUGUGGUUCUCGGCUCUCAUGACAUUCAGAAGGGUAACAGGAAUGCUCUGAGAAUCCGUGUGAUGAAAAUAAUAAAGCCCAAAGCAUACAUAAAGCCGGGUGGCGGCAGUGACAUCAUGCUCCUAAAGCUAUCAAAAAAAAUCAAAUUAAGCAAAAAUGUAAAAACAAUUACAAUUCCGGAGAAGGAUGGACCCAUCGGUUCGGACGUAAAGUGCACCGUGGCAGGCUGGGGCAAAACUGAAAAGCAGCCUCACGUCACGGACCUUCGCUUUGUUCAUGUGUCCACCAUUAACCGUGGCAUCUGCCAGAAACAGUGGAAUAAAAAGCUGCCAGAUAACACAAUCUGCGCUGGAGGGUACAAGACCAAAGACGGGGCAUGCCAGGGAGACUCAGGGGGUCCACUGGUGUGCAGUGGCCAAGCAGUGGGAAUCGUUUCCUUCAACAACGGAAAUUGCAGCUACCCAAUUGAUUAUCCCAACGUUUAUACUCAGAUCUCAAAGUUCUUGCCUUGGAUCAAGAAGUAUCUCAAGACUGCGGUUAAGAAGACCAAAGAAGUGCAGUGGAUCCCCCUCCCUGAGAAAGCUGAAGACGUCCAGCCUGGAAUGGUGUGGCAGGAUGGGGGGGGACCAAGAAACAAAUGGGUCUGGAAGCCCACGCCUCCAAACUGUAAGGAGUAA